Molecule: messenger RNA, 4281 nt
Organism: Perca flavescens (yellow perch)
Lineage: Eukaryota; Metazoa; Chordata; Actinopteri; Perciformes; Percidae
Gene: cbx7a
Product: chromobox homolog 7a
Exons: 6
Coding region: 373-1500 (375 amino acids)
Biological process (GO): negative regulation of transcription by RNA polymerase II
Cellular component (GO): PRC1 complex
Source: RefSeq, a predicted model, not a curated record
UUUUGCUUGCGCGGCCACGGGCACGCACACUGGGGGCUCGGCCCUACGCAAUGGAAAGGCGGCGCGCUCGACUUAAAGCAGCGCGUUGUCCUGCUCUGUGUUGAUGUGUCGCAGAUUUUGCAAAAGUGAGGCAGGCAGGCAGCUGGAGUUUGGAGUGAGAGGAAAAGGCAGAGACUCAGCGCUCAAAGCAAGUGUUCACACCGGGAGAGAUCGGCUGCAGUCGCACUUUAAGGGAUUUCCUUCCCCCACCUCCCCCGACCCCCCCACACCCCCUGUCCUCUGUAGCGUAACUAUUUUAAUUUCAGCACUUGGACAAUAACAACAGAGAGACAGUUUACGACUUGUUUGGAGCGUGUGGAGCAGCGCGCGGAGAUGGAGCUGUCAUCAAUAGGAGACCAAGUGUUUGCUGUUGAGUCAAUAACAAAAAAGAGAGUGAGAAAGGGUAAUGUGGAGUACCUACUGAAAUGGCAAGGAUGGCCACCAAAGUACAGUACUUGGGAACCAGAGGAAAAUAUUUUGGACCCGCGUCUGGUCCCGGCCUACGAAGAGAAUCAGGAGAAGAUCAGAGCUCUGGCCUAUCGCAGGAAAGGUCUCAGACCCAGGAGGCUCGUGCUGCGGAAUAUCUUUGCCAUGGACCUCCGCAGUGCCAACAAGGCCUUGGAGAAGCCCCCCCCUCGAUUGCGCCUCUCCCUCACGCGCUCCAUGAGCACAGAUGUGGACCAGGGCGAGCAGAGCAGCCUGUACCGUGGCCUAGCCAGGAGGAAGAGCAAGCAGAGGGUGUCCAAACGGGGGCCAGCGGGACCCUCAAACAAAACCACCUUUCCACUGGAGAAGCUGGAGGAGCCCAUUGAAGAAGACUGGGGCGUCACCAGCGAAGAAGAGAAGCAUGAGUCUGAAAGCAUUACCGAAGAGAGAAGUAAAGACCGUUUAUAUGGUCAGUCAGAGUGUGGCUCCCCUCCCUUGCUUGAGCGACAGGACUUAGCGAUGGACGUAGAGGAGAAGGAGGACGCCGACCUGACAGCGGUAGGCACAGAAACGUGGAUCGACAGACCGGGCGGAGGGACAUCCAAAACGAGACAGAACCAAACGUUUGCGUGUGACCAAUCAAAAGACAGCGUCUCGGUGCCUGAGGCCAUACCGGAAGAUGUGGUUUCUGUGAGCGACAGGUCCGACUGGGACCUAGGUGAGGAGAGCGUGGAGUCGGAAGGAUUGGAGAUUAGAUUAGAGAGCAGUGUUUGUCAGAGCAGCAGCACGACCUCGGUGAUAGUGAGCGUUCAGGGGAGCGGCAAGACGGCAUCUGAGUGCUCCCCUACUGAGGCCAGGAAGGAGGAAGGGAGUGACGACAGUCCGAGCGUUACCACGACGGCGCCGGGCGCUCAGACUGCCCCCGUUGCAGCAGAACAACCCGGGAACGUGAUUUCUACAGACGUGACUAUCAACUCUCUGACGGUGACUAUUAAAGAAGCCGUUGUGGCUGAAGGCUUCUUUAAGGGCUAUUGAAUAAUAAGAAAGAGAUGAAGAGAGAUCAGAAUAACCAUAAUUAGACUAGCCACUCAUUUUAUACAUGUAAACAUAUGUGUAUAUUGAGUAAUUCCAUCCAUUUUAAUCCGCUUAUCCGUGGCCGGGUCGCGGGGCAGCAUGCUGUAAGCAAGGUAUUCCCUCGGACAUCCCUCUGCCCAGCAACGUUUUCCGACUCUUUCUGGGUAACCCCGUGGCGUUCCCAGGCAAAAUGAGAUAUAUAAUUUCUCCAGCGUGUUCUGGGUCUACCCCGGGGCCUUUUAUCAGUUGGACGGGCCUGGAAAACCUCUAAUGGUGUGCUCACACCAAAUUCAAAACAUAAUUUUCAAGUAGCGUGAUUGCGAUUGUGAACGACAAAGUCAAUGCAAAGACGCGAAUAGGUAGUCGGGAAAAUCAAAAAGGGUUCAGAUACUCGUGCAUAGCAUAGCCAUGAUCGUUCCAAACUGUGACAAAGCAUAAAUUCGGACUUUUUGGCAUCGUGAUGUCGUUAUUUUUGGCGUACUUUUAUCCCUUUAUUGCAAUUAACCACAGCUAAAUCUGUACCUCAAGUAGCGCUGGAAGCGGCAGUCAUCCAGAUGCACUUCCUGUGUGCCUCCGGAUGAUGUUAUGAACCCAGACGCGAUUUGGUUUUUCCGACGUAUCUGGGACUUCCACAGUGGGUACAAAGCAGCAGAAGUGGUUAUUUGGCCAUGGUUGAUGAGGGAAAGGAACGUUGUUGGUGCACUACACCGGCAAGUCUCAUGUGAGUAACGCAAAUAAACACAAAUGCUCCCAAUAUGAGUUCUCUUCGCGGUUGGUGUAAACCGAACAUAACGGGAGGCCCCCAGGAGGCAUCCUGAUCACAUGACCGAACCAACUCAACUCGACCCUUUAGAAAUAGCAGCUGCUCUACUCCAAGUUACCUCCGGAUGUCUGGGCUCCUCACCCUACCAUAAAAGCUGAGCCCAGCCACCCUACGGAGGAAACGCAUUUCGGCUGCUUGCAUCUGUGAUGUCAUCUUUUUUGGUCACUACCCAAAGCUCAUGACCAGGGAGUUCCCGCAGAUUUUAAACAAAUAAAAAAAUAAAAUAAAAUAAAACUCUGAAUGUUAACACAUCUCCAUCCCAAGCAGAAAGACAGUCCGCUAAAAUUCCGCAAACUUUGAUUAUGGAUCAACGCUAAAAACUGUAAAAAAACAUCCGCAGAUUCCGUUUGGGUCUGCUCAUGACCAUAGGUGAGGGUCCACACGUAGAUGGACUGGUAACGCUCGCGUCACUGCUGACGCCGCAUCAAACCGCCUGUCCAUCUUUCACUCCAUUUUACCUUCACUCGUGAACAAGAGAUACUUGAACUUCUUCGCUUGGGGCAGUAACUCACUCCCAACCCAAAGGGAGCAAUCCAUCGAGAGCACCACGGCCUCAGACAUUUACUGACUCUCGUCCCAACCGCUUCACGCUCCCCUGCAAACCGCCCCGGAGCAUGCUGGAGGUCACGGUCUAAUGAAGCCAACAGAAUCACAUCAUCUGCAAAGGGAUGGAUAAGUCUUCCCCCCCCCAAGUCUUCAAACUCUGCCUCCUCCACAGAGGAUGCGUUAGUCGGGUUCAGGAGUUCCUCAAAGGGCUCUUUUCACUGCUCGACAAUAUCUCCAGUCCGGGUCCGCACUUCUCCUCCCCUGCUGAACACCGCCUUAGCCAAGCCCUGCUUUUCCUUCCUAAGUUGUUUAAAGGUUUGCUAGAACUUCCUUGAGGACAAGCAAAAGUCUUUCUCCAUAGCCUUCCUGAACUUCUCCCCCCACCCUGGUCUUAGCCCGUCUGGCCAACCGGCAGCUUCAGGAGACCCCUGGGCCAACCGAGCCGAAAGGCCUCCUUCUUUAGCUAAAAGGGUCAUUAGGUUGCUGCCACGAACAGGCACUGACGAACUUCUGACCACAGCUCCCUAGUAUCUGCCGCCAUAAUGGAGGUUUUGAACAUGGCCCACUCAAAUUCCCCUGUCCUCAACCUCCCCGGGAUGCACAGAAAAAUUCUUCCGGUGGCGGGAGUUGAAGACCUGGCGGACAGGAGCCUUAGCCAGACAUUCUCAGUUCAUCCAGCCCCUCUCCAGGAGUUUGGUUCCAGAACCAGUGCAAAUAUAUCUAGCCGAUAUCGCUCCGCCUCCCGCACCAGCUCCGGUUCCUUCCCCCGCCAGAGAGGCGACGUUCCACGUCCCUAUAGAGCCAGUCUGCGAUGCCAGCGGUCAGAACGCCAAGGUUCCCUCCUUUGCCUGCCGCUCGGCUCACAAUGCAGCCAACCCCAUUGCCUAUCCCUGCGAGUGGUGGGCCCACAGGGUGGCAGCUCCACGUUUGUUCUGUCAAGAUGUGCCUGACCGAGCCCCACAAGUCAAGACUCUAUAGGUAAUUCCACGUGUUUACAAAGCUACACUCGUUUCCUACUGAGUUCAAGAAGACAUUGUUGCCUUUGAAUAAUUAAUGAGUGGUCAUUUUAUCAUUGUGGCUCAUGUAUUAGGCGUGAUAGGAAGCCCGAGGCCCCAAAAAAUGUCCUCAAAUCAUCCAUUGCAAUCCAGAGGACUAAAUGGAUCUCCAUGGCAGCUUUCAUUCCUGGGGUCACUGGGUUCUCUGAGAGGUGGAGACAGAUGCUGAGACAACAAACGAAACAAACCACAUUACUACUUCCAUGCAGCUACUUUUUCCAGUCAUCCUCCAGCCAGACACACUCAUAUCUGUUCUUGGGGCCUGUUUCAGUCGCUCCUUUUUCUUGAUAAUAAUGUUUUGUAAAGAUAUUGUUCUUU